Molecule: messenger RNA, 3089 nt
Organism: Daucus carota subsp. sativus
Lineage: Eukaryota; Viridiplantae; Streptophyta; Magnoliopsida; Apiales; Apiaceae
Product: potassium transporter 7
Exons: 10
Coding region: 93-2627 (844 amino acids)
Biological process (GO): potassium ion transmembrane transport
Cellular component (GO): plant-type vacuole; vacuolar membrane
Molecular function (GO): potassium ion transmembrane transporter activity
Source: RefSeq, a predicted model, not a curated record
AGAUACAUACACAUACAUACAACUGUCAUCAUCUCUACUAAUCUAAACCUAUAAAUAAAUGCGCACACAGUAGCAGCUCAUAUCUCACAAACAUGUCUGACCACAGAUCCGCCAAAGACAAGAACAAAGCCAAGGUUUCCGAUUCACGCCGCUGGAUUUAUCAAGAUGAUGAUGAAGCGGAUCAUCAAAACGACGCCGAUUUCGAUGAGUAUGAUGAGGAUUUGCCUCCGCAACACGUGUUGGACUCGGAUGAAGAUGAUAAUGUUGAUUAUAAAUUGAUUCGAACCGAGCCGAAGAUUGAUUCCUUCGAUGUCGAAGCUCUCGAGAUUCCCGGUUUUCAGCGGAAUGAUUAUAAGGAUGUCACUAUGGGGAAAAGUAUUAUGAUGGCUCUUCAGAUGCUUGGGGUUGUGUUUGGUGAUGUUGGAACAAGUCCGCUAUAUACCUUCAGUGUGAUGUUCAGUAAGGCACCAGUAAACGGAGAUGAGGAUGUCAUUGGGGCGCUGUCGCUUGUUCUGUAUACAUUAAUUUUGAUCCCAUCAUUUAAGUAUGUUCUAAUUGUGCUCUUGGCCAACGACGAUGGUGAAGGUGGCACAUUUGCUCUGUACUCGUUAAUAUGUAGGCAUGCUAAUGUUAGUCUUCUUCCAAAUCAACAACCAUCUGAUACAAGAUUAUCAAGCUUCAGGCUGAAGGUGCCAUCUCCAGAACUUGAGAGGUCAUUAAAGAUUAAAGAAUGUCUUGAAGCUUCUCUGGCUCUGAAAAAGCUUCUUUUGAUUCUGGUUCUUGCUGGUACCUCCAUGGUUAUUGCUGAUGGGGUUGUUACACCAGCAAUGUCAGUGAUGUCUGCAGUUGGCGGUUUAAAACUUGGAGCAACAGGAAUCAAGCAAGAUCAAGUGGUGAUGAUAUCAGUUGCAUUUCUGGUGGUUUUAUUUAGUGUACAGAGAUAUGCCACAAGUAAAGUGGGGAUUGUUAUCGGUCCUGCUUUACUAAUAUGGUUUUUCUUACUUGGGACUAUUGGAGUCUACAAUCUUAUAAAAUAUGAUAGCAGUGUCUUAAAGGCAUUCAAUCCUGUUCAUAUCUACUAUUUUUUCGUGAGGAAUUCUACUAAGGCUUGGUACUCCCUUGGAGGCUGUCUUCUAUGUGCAACUGGUUCUGAGGCUAUGUUUGCUGAUCUUUGCCAUUUUUCCGUUCGAUCAGUUCAGUUUACUUUUGCAUUUCUUGUACUACCUUGCCUUCUAUUGGGGUAUCUGGGCCAGGCUGCAUACCUCAUGAGUAACCACGCUGAUACCACUCAGGCUUUCUUUGCUUCUACUCCAAGUUGGGCUUUCUGGCCUGUCUUGCUCAUUGCCAAUAUUGCUGCACUGAUAGCUAGUCGAACGAUGACAACUGCCACUUUCUCUUGUAUUAAACAGUCAACAGCUCUUGGUUGUUUCCCUCGCCUUAAAAUCAUUCAUACAUCUCGGAAAUACAUGGGGAAGAUAUAUAUCCCGGUCCUAAAUUGGUUUCUACUGGCAUGCUGUCUGGUGUUGGUCUGCUCUAUAUCAAACAUUUAUGAAAUCGGGAAUGCUUAUGGCAUUGCUGAGGUUGGAGUGAUGAUGGUGACAACAAUUCUAGUGACUUUAGUUAUGCUCCUCAUAUGGCAGAUUAAGGUUGAAUUUGUGGUGAGUUUUGCUAUAAUAUUCCUAGGAAUGGAACUAACAUUCUUCUCAUCUGUUUUAUGGAGUGUAUGGGAUGGAAGUUGGAUCAUAUUGGUGUUUGCAGUUAUUAUGUUUUUAGUAAUGUUCAUCUGGAACUAUGGUAGCAAGCUCAAGUAUGAAAGUGAAGUCAAGGAAAAAAUUUCAAUAGAUCUAAUGCGGCAAUUGGGUAGCAAUCUUGGAACAGUGAGAGCUCCUGGCAUUGGUUUGCUUUAUAAUGAGCUUGUGAAGGGAGUACCUGCAAUAUUCGGACAGUUCUUGACAACUCUUCCUGCUGUCCAUUCUAUGAUUAUAUUUGUGUGCAUAAAGUAUAUUCCUGUUCCUCUAGUACCCCAAGAUGAAAGGUUUUUGUUCAGGCGGGUCUGCCCCAGAAGUUACCACAUAUUUCGAUGCAUUGCCAGAUAUGGCUACAAGGACGUCCGGAAAGAAAAUAAUUUAAUUUUUGAGAAGCUUUUAAUUGAGAGCCUUGAGAAGUUUAUUCGCAGAGAGGCUCAGGAACGGUCAUUGGCGAGUGAUGGAGAGGAGGAUUCGGAUUAUGAAGAUGACUAUGCUAGCUCACAAGUUCUCGUUGCUCCCAAUGGCAGUGCCUACUCACUUGCCAUUCCUCUCCUCUCUGCAUAUAUGGACACAAGACAGCCACUUGUGGAUGCAUACACUCCAAAGGACAUAAAGUCGGAAGAUCCAAGUACAAGUAGAACUGAUCCAAAACAAAGUCUUGAGCAGGAGCUGUCUUUUCUAAAGAAAGCUAAAGAAUCUGGGUUGGUCUAUCUUCUUGGUCAUGGUGACAUUAGGGCAAGGAAAGAUUCAUGGUUUAUUAAGAAGUUAGCAAUAAAUUACUUUUAUGCUUUUUUGAGAAAGAACUCCAGGCGAGGGAUAGCCAAUUUUACCGUGCCUCACCAGCAGCUAAUCCAGGUCAGCAUGACUUAUAUGGUCUGAUUUCACUUCUGUGUCCUAAUGAUCCGAAAUGAUUAUAACACUCCUGGGAUUGAUUCAAAGUGUCAAGUGCUGGUCUGAACCUCAGUUCUUGCUGGUCUGAACCUCAGUUUAUUACAGGCAUACAGCAAUUCAUCUACAUUUCUUGUGCUGCUGUUUGCCAACAAUUUGAUUGCUCCAGUUUUGUACUUCCACUUUCGAUGUUUACAAGUUCGACCGAAUGAUGGGCAAUUUAGUGUACCUCUCCGUAACAGUAAUGUUUCAACUUUCAAGUCAGAGAGGUAGUAGAACUUAAAAGGGUUGAUUUGUAAUUACUGUUGUAGGUUUGACUCUUUUUUGAUAAGUAAAGAGGAAGAAAACAAAUACAAAGUACAGUCAGAUUAGUUGAUUAUAAACAUGGAUUGUCAUAAAUGUUGCUUCUAAUGCUGCAUCUCUCUUCUAUAUGAAUGGCAUUUUUGUUCUUAA